Acaulospora colombiana is the source of this 1571-nucleotide messenger RNA. NCBI's taxonomy places the organism in Eukaryota, Fungi, Glomeromycota, Glomeromycetes, Diversisporales, Acaulosporaceae. The record is from the annotation of a GenBank genome assembly.
AUCUCAUCACCCCUGAGGACCCGGCUCCCAGAAUGGGACUGUUGGUUGUGGUAUCGCCUGGGGGCGCAACCUAUUCAUAUGAUCUUGCUACGGACACGAGCCCCUCCAACUUGGUAUUUAUUGGGAAAGCGACAGACAGCGCGUCAAGCCUUGCCUCAAAGCCGUCCGCUUCUGUCACUGAAACAUCUAACUAUCAGUCGAGGCACACUGCAAUAGUGCCCGCCAAAUACCAGGAACACUACGCCGCUUCAUCCAGAUUCCAGGCUCCGACUCGAACGCAAGGUUCUAUUCUCCUACGAGAAAAUGUGCACAUAAAGUGGAGGCUUGCCUCGAUUGCUUGCGGAGGACGAUUCAGGCGGCUGUCGAGGACCAAAACUUUGGAGGCGAAGAAAACACUGGCAUUAAAUGCCCGACAAUUGGCUGUAAUCAGUGGAUGGAGUACUCAGAUAUUGAAUACUGGGCCAAUACGACAGUAUUUCAGCAGUGCUUACGACAAAAUUCUGUUACAGUAUUCACUUCAAGCUCGUGAUGACUUUCUUUAUUGCCUGAAUCCACACUGUGACGAAGGCCAAAUACAUGCCGAGAAAGGUCCGAAAAAAGGAGAUGCGAUGGGGUUCAAUAAAACGGGGAGCCUGGCCGAAUUCACGUCCACCAUUGGGCUACCCUCGUACCCAUGCGCUUAUCACUCUGUAUCAGGCGUUGGUGGGUUAUUGAAGCCUCAAGACGUGAAUAACCAGAAAAAGUACACUACAAUACAUGAAUGGAGAACACAUGAUUUACGCCUCAGUCAAGAUCUCAUCCUUGGCGGCCUGGGCGACGAUACCACGCCUUGCAAUACCAGUAGCGUUACGGGCGAACUCGGAGUGGGUCACUCCAUUGACGUGCUGGCGCUCGCGUCCGACGUCCAACUCAUCCAUGAACUUGAAUGCGAACUGCACAGCAGGGCGGGUCAUGACGCGAGCGUGCCAGUUGGCGAGGUGGGGGAACUCGCGCUCGACGUUGAAGUUGACGGGCAUGAGGUGGCGGAUGGCGUAGUCGUUGUACUUGACGAAGGCGAGAUCGGCGAUGGUGCACUUGUUUCCGACCAACCUAUGGGCCUUCUUGCUCAAGACGUCGUUCAAGACGCCGAAGAUGCGCUUGAUUUCAUUCUGGAACCUGCGACGUACAGAAGGGAUACGCUCGGGGUGAUAGAACAUGAACCAUUGGCAGUUGCCGAAGGUAGGUCCCUGGUGGGAAGCCUGGUAGAAGAGCCCUAUAGAAGGGAGGUAAGGUACGCGCUGUCGUCGGCAGAGGCAGAGGCGAGGAAACGUACAAGUGUCAAGAUCGGCCUUCUCCUUCUCGUCGGUGACAAGGAGCUUCUUCUCCGUAUCGUAGCGUUCGGCAAUGUACUUGAGGAUGGCGUUGCUCUCCCAGAUGACCUCGUCGUUGUUAGAGUGGUCGACAAGGGUGGGGAUACGACCGUUGGGGUUCAACUUGCGGUACUCCUCCGUCUUGUGUUCCUCCUUGGCGAAGUCGAGGAUGACCUCCCUAAACAAACGUCGGUCAGAAUGCACGGAGGGGAGAGGGGCUAG